This is a messenger RNA of Drosophila eugracilis, 1104 nucleotides long. Its product is annotated as zinc finger protein 239. NCBI's taxonomy places the organism in Eukaryota, Metazoa, Arthropoda, Insecta, Diptera, Drosophilidae. The transcript has 2 exons. The record is from RefSeq and is a predicted model, not a curated record. Gene Ontology annotation, cellular component: nucleus. The coding region runs from base 45 to 1094 and encodes 349 amino acids. Gene Ontology annotation, molecular function: RNA polymerase II cis-regulatory region sequence-specific DNA binding; DNA-binding transcription factor activity; zinc ion binding. Gene Ontology annotation, biological process: regulation of transcription by RNA polymerase II.
UCAUCUGUUUAAGGAUUUACAUUUUCGCAAGUUAAUUAUUAAAUAUGUCGGUGCGAUUAGACGAUUUUCUCUGCCGAGUUUGCCUUCAGCAGGAUGAACUACUAGUGGACAUCUACGAAACUGUGGAGGAACUGCAAAUGGAUCUGUGCACUUUGCUAGAGACUUGUGGCGACAUCAAAGUGGAUCACAGGGACAUACAUCUUAAGUAUCUGUGCCAGGAGUGCACCAACGAGCUACUUAUCGCAGCCAAGUUUCGCAAGAAGUGCGCGGAGGCCGAGAAAAAGUUACUCGAUAAGACUACCAAGAUGAAUAUGGAACCUGUGGUUUCGAAGGAAAUCAUAAUUUUCGAUCCGAGCGACUAUAUGGAAUCCGCUGGGGAGGAUGAAAUAAUACCCGCUGAUGCUUCCGGCUGCAACUGUCAUUAUUGUGGUGCAGUUUUUCGGCAAUCCGCAGCACUACGUCGGCACGUAGAAAAAGUCCAUGCCUCAGUUACCAUAUACGAUUGUGAGAAAUGUGGCGGAUUCUACACUGAGCAUGCUAGCUAUCAGAACCACAAUUGCUCAACUGGAUCCAAGAAGAACGUCCAGCACAGGUGCAGGGAGUGCGGUAAGCGCCUAAAGUCUGCCUCCAGUUUAGCUGUCCACAUGCGCCUGCAUAGCGAUGAGAGGCCCUUCACCUGCGACUUGUGUCCCAAGAGCUUUAGGACAAAUGGAUCCCUGUUAGCCCACCGAAAGCGACACCAGCAGCUGCUGCAACAUGAGUGCCCCCAUUGUGGCCGUGCCUUUGGAGAGUCCAGCAACUUGCGGCGUCAUAUAAUGUCUCGGCACACGGACGAACGUCCACAUCCAUGUACCAUCUGCCAGCGUAGCUUCUCCAGAGUCUAUCUACUUGAAUUGCACCUUCGGACGCACACUGGUGAGCGACCCUACGCAUGUGACUAUUGCGACAAAAGGUUUGCCCAGUUAGGAGUCCUUAAAAGCCACGAGAGGAUUCACACCGGCGAACGGCUACACCGCUGCCAAGUGUGCGAAAAAACCUUUACAAGGGCGGGACAACUCCGAAAGCACGAGAUUCGUCACGAAACCGGACAAUGAUAAUCUGCAG